Molecule: messenger RNA, 1740 nt
Organism: Platichthys flesus (European flounder)
Lineage: Eukaryota; Metazoa; Chordata; Actinopteri; Pleuronectiformes; Pleuronectidae
Gene: nkx2-1
Product: NK2 homeobox 1
Exons: 2
Coding region: 149-1189 (346 amino acids)
Biological process (GO): regulation of transcription by RNA polymerase II; cell differentiation
Cellular component (GO): nucleus
Molecular function (GO): RNA polymerase II cis-regulatory region sequence-specific DNA binding; DNA-binding transcription factor activity, RNA polymerase II-specific
Source: RefSeq, a predicted model, not a curated record
UUGAGGCGCUCUCCUACGUGUUCAUCUACCAGGAUCGACGUUGAGACAACAGGAACCAGAAGAGCUUUGGCCAAAAGAAGAGAGGCAAAAAAAAAGAGAAGGAGCGAUUGCCUUGCCUUCUAAUUUCUCCCUCUCCAGCCCCAGAACAAUGUCGAUGAGCCCUAAGCAUACGACUCCUUUUUCUGUUUCCGAUAUCUUGAGUCCCCUCGAGGAGAGCUAUAAGAAAUUAAGCAUGGAGAAUAACAACCUGGGGGCACCUCUCACUUCUUACCGGCAGCCGCAGGUUUCCCAGGCGGCGAUGCAGCAGCACCACAUGGGCCACAAUGGGACUGUGUCUGCGGCUUACCACAUGACUGCGGCAGGUGUCUCUCAGCUGUCACACUCGGCCAUGGGGGGCUACUGUAACGGCAACCUGGGCAACAUGGGCGACCUGCCGUCGUACCAGGACGGCAUGAGGGGCAGCGCCAACGGCUGGUACGGAGCCAACCCGGACCCGCGCUUCUCCACCAUUUCUCGCUUCAUGGGUUCGUCGUCGGGCAUGAACAUGGGCAGCAUGGGCAGCCUCAGCUCCCUUGCGGACGUGGGCAAAGGCAUGGGCUCCCUGUCCAGCACCCCGCGGAGAAAGAGGCGAGUGCUGUUCUCCCAGGCGCAGGUGUACGAGCUGGAGCGGCGCUUCAAGCAGCAGAAAUACCUGUCGGCGCCGGAGAGGGAGCACCUGGCGAGCAUGAUCCACCUCACCCCGACCCAGGUGAAGAUCUGGUUCCAGAACCACCGCUACAAGAUGAAGAGGCAGGCCAAGGACAAGGUGUCCCAGCAGCAGAUGCAGCAGGACGGUGGCUCUUGUCAGCAGCAGCAGCAGCAGCAGUCCCCGCGGAGGGUGGCUGUGCCGGUGCUGGUGAAGGACGGGAAGCCGUGCCAAGGCACCGGCCACACACCCACGUCCUCCGCACAGACGCACCACCAGCAAGGGGGCAACGUCAUGAUCAUGUCCAACAACACGUCCGGCCUCGGGCAGCACCAGGGCGGGCAGGUGGGCAGCACGGGCCACUCUCCGGACCUGGCCCCGCACUCCUCCAGUCCCCCGUCGCUGCAGGGCCAGGUGCCCGGCCUGUCGCACCUCAACUCCCCCGGCUCAGAGUACGGCUCGGCCCUGCAGUGUUCCGCCCUGUUGUACGGCAGGACGUGGUGACAACAGGCGGCGGCUCAGAGCUCACACCUGGACAGGACUUCGAGUUGCACCGUGUAAAUGUGAUACAUAUCUGAAAGAGAAGCUCCUCUUGCACUUCCACCUUUUGGAAAAAAAGAAAAAUUUAAAAAAGACGCGAGACUCACGUGGAAGAAAAACACUCGUCCUGAAACUGCGGGAUGUUGAAAGUCUUGGGAUUUAUUUAUGUAAAUUAUAUCGAGAACAAGAGAAGAAUCGCGUAAAAACGCAAAAAGAGGAGAAGUGAAGCUGCAGAAACUGGGUGCUGUUCGAUUCCCUCCAUCCUCACAAACAAACAAACAAACAAACAAUCAGACACUUGAUGAUUUAAGAUAGAAUUUAAUGUAAGCCGUAGAUCUAGCUUGUAUAUUUCUGUAAGAGGUUUGGAUUUUAGCUCUCUGUUGUACAAAGUUUUUGACGCUAUUGACGGUUUGUUGUCGUUUCAUUGGUAUUUGUACACGUUUUAUUUCUUUGUAACUUAUAUAGAUAUUUGACUUACUACAGAACAGUCCUAUUAAUAAAUUAUGGAACACACG